UCUCCAAACCAUUUAACCUGCUACUUCUGUUGCCACCUUUCUUCAUUAGUUAAAGAGCUCUUCUUGGUUUUUUUCAGCUGCCUUUUGAUUGUCUGCCUUAUAUCUGAUUCCAUUGUUUGUCUGUCUCCAGGCUAUAUUCCUGUCUUUGCAGUUUUGUGAUAAUUUUGUGGGUGCUGUUACAUCACAGUUUCAGAACUGCCUGAGAACAAGUGGAGGAAAGGAGAGCAGAGAGCUCUGAAGGAUAUGCUACUCAGAAACACCUGUUUCUUUCUGCUCCUUUUCUGUAGACAUGUUUGCUCCUUCUGCGGUAUCUCAUACUGUGACUCCAAGUACUCCACUGAAGUGGCAAACUUACAUGGUCCCAACCAGAACAUAUCCCACUGCAAUGCAUUGCACUCCUAUUCUAGCUGCACCCACAGGAUGGCCCCUACCUGUCGUGGGAACCUUGCAUACCACACAGCUGUCGCUAUCAUUAAAACCCUCAUGAUCCAGAAGAACUGUUCCAAGGAAAGCCCAACCUUAGCCCCAGGGCUCCAGACACCAACACCCGAUGAUCAGGACUUUGAAUUCUUGGACAUCUGUGAUUACAAGAAGAACUUUGCCCUCAGGCAUGGUCAUCUCCCCUCCUACCAGCACUGUGCUGUGUUUGGGGACCCUCAUGUGCGGACCUUCAGUGAUGAAUUCCUCACCUGCCAAGUGAAGGGUUCCUGGCCACUUCUGGAUAACCACUAUUUGUUUGUGCAAGCCACUAGUCACCCUGUGGUUGAAGGCUCAAAUGCUACAGUAAUCAGCAAGCUCACAAUCAUAUUCAAGAAGAUGGAGUGCAUUCGUGAGAUGAUAUACCAGGCUGAAAUAGAUAACUUGCCGGCAGCUUUUGUAGACGGUUAUGUGAAUGGUGAUGAGAGGCCUGAAGGGCGAAGUUUGACCAUCCAUGAACCCACACCAGGGCAGCAUAUAGUGAUCAAUGCAUCAUAUAUUGGCACCACCAUCUUUGUGCGCCAGGUAGGGAGACAGCUGUCCUUCUCCAUCCAAGCAACUGAAGAGAUGGCCUUCUCCUUCACAGAUGAACAGGAUUUGCAGCUCUGUGUAGGAGGCUGCCCCCACAGUCAGCGCAUCUCUCAAAGCAAGAGCUGCUGCAAGAGCAACAUCACCGAGGCUUGGGCCCAUCUGCUGUGCAAGGACCAAUUGCCAGUUGAGGAUGUCUACUUUGAGUCAUGCGUCUUUGAUGUGGUGACUUCAGGUGAUCCCAGCUUUUCUCUAGUUGCACGUUAUGCACUAGAAGAUGCCAAAUUGUUCCACCCGAACACCCAGAAAGUUCACAUCUUCCAAACAAAUGUUUCGCCUUCUGGCAGCGCACCCCUCCUCCUUUUCCCCACACCAGCCAUUUCAGGGCUUCAGCUAGGCUCUUAAAUCUCUUCAUCAGGAUUAGGUAUUUUAUUUUAGCACAGAAGGCUGGCAAAUGAACAUGGCUUCCUAGAAAGGUAUAAGUCCACAGAGCCAGGCCAUCUAGAAGUUCUGAUGGGUGAGUGUCUCUCCCGCUUGCUCUGUACCUCCUCCAAGCUUUUGCUGACAACUCCACAUUCUUCUGGCUUCUUGGAGAAAGCUGGGAAGGUUGGCACACUGGAAAGCACUCUACACCAGCUUCUUCUGCCAACCUAACCUCCCUUUACUAAACAUGUUUUGCCUUGCAAAGAGCUGAAGGGAGGAACAUAUCAUCAGGGAGAGCUAGCUGAUGGAGCUAAUGAAGGCCUUGUAAGCAUCAUCCUUGAGAUGUAAUGAACAUUUCUUUGCAUGCAUGGGCAACCUAGGACAAAGGGCAGUAUGAAAUUGUAAACAAUAAAUAUUAAUGAAAUGCA
Hemicordylus capensis (graceful crag lizard) is the source of this 1856-nucleotide messenger RNA. RefSeq names its product hemojuvelin-like. NCBI's taxonomy places the organism in Eukaryota, Metazoa, Chordata, Lepidosauria, Squamata, Cordylidae. Gene Ontology annotation, molecular function: coreceptor activity. Gene Ontology annotation, biological process: BMP signaling pathway. The record is from RefSeq and is a predicted model, not a curated record. The coding region runs from base 244 to 1410 and encodes 388 amino acids. The transcript is spliced from 4 exons. Gene Ontology annotation, cellular component: plasma membrane.